UCAGUGCAGAUUGUUUCUAAAGCUGGUAGAAUGUUGGCCAAAUUGGUAUUAUUAACGCUGGCUGUUUCGGUUCAACUGGUCAGUUCCGACAUCCCCGGAGUCCGUCAAACCAAGAGGGCCAGGUCUCUGUCUGAAACACCCAAUCUGCGAACCGUAGACUGUACUACUAGUAAGUCCGAUAUUACAUGUGAUGACGAUUGUACGACUGUCGGUAUUUGCAUCGGAAACACAUUAAUUAGUGCGGAUUGCAGUAUUACGAAAGCCACACCUUACUGCAACAAUGGCCAAUGCUCGUCCGUUCCUGCCACAGAUUGCCCAAUUGAUACUCCAGGUAUAACUUGCACAGGAGAAGGGACUUAUCCAGACCCACAGCAGUGCAGAACUUAUCACUAUUGUUCCGGAACAGGUGAGACAUCGGAUCCGUACUUUUGUCCUACUGGAUACGUUUUCAAUCCCCUUACUGGCAUAUGUAAGAAAAGUUCAUCGGCAUCAGAUUGUUUGGUGAUCAAAUGCCCUGCCGCGACUGGGUAUGGAAGCUACGGUACCAGCAAGACCUACUAUGGUUACUGUAUUUACGAAACUGGACCAGCACUUUCACAAAUACUCAUGUACAAGUGCUCAACCGGUGCUACUUUCGAUGGUUCUAAUUGUGUGUAUAAGUGUUCUAAGGUGGGAAAUUUUGCUAACACGAACGAUAAGAACACAUAUUACCAGUGUUACGUCUCAAGCGGAAAAUGGGUUUCCGAGCUUGUGAAGUGUCCGAGUGGAAAAAGCUUUGAUGCCUCCCUACAAAUUUGUGUUUCGCCAAAAGAUGCGUAGGUUUUGGACAUGCAAAAUUUCAAUACUUUAUCCGAAUAAACAAUACGUGCAUUUAUCUUA
Messenger RNA from Malaya genurostris, 879 nucleotides. RefSeq lists its product as uncharacterized. The transcript has 2 exons. The record is from RefSeq and is a predicted model, not a curated record. Lineage: Eukaryota; Metazoa; Arthropoda; Insecta; Diptera; Culicidae. Gene Ontology annotation, molecular function: chitin binding. The coding region runs from base 31 to 819 and encodes 262 amino acids. Gene Ontology annotation, cellular component: extracellular region.